This is a messenger RNA of Thalassophryne amazonica, 1402 nucleotides long. It is a transcript of the gene rsph9, whose product is annotated as radial spoke head component 9. Lineage: Eukaryota; Metazoa; Chordata; Actinopteri; Batrachoidiformes; Batrachoididae. The coding region runs from base 66 to 896 and encodes 276 amino acids. Gene Ontology annotation, biological process: motile cilium assembly; cilium movement involved in cell motility; axoneme assembly. The transcript is spliced from 5 exons. Gene Ontology annotation, cellular component: axoneme; radial spoke. The record is from RefSeq and is a predicted model, not a curated record.
UUUCUGGCAUCAUCUUUCUUUAGCAUUGACAUUAUUAUUGCUAUUAUUAUUUUUAUUUUAGUACUAUGGAUUCAGACUGGCUGUUUUGUUCCUCGGAGCUGGUUGCUGGCAGCGGUCACGUGUUAAGCGUGGAGCAGAAAGCAGCUUUACAAACUUCACUACUCAUCCUGAAGAAAAACUACAAGUUCCAUCGAGUAAUGUUUUGGGGUAAAAUACUGGGAUUGAAUAAUGAUUAUUUUAUUGCACAAGGCAGAGGAGAGGAUGAGCUCAAAGAUAGAAAGUAUCUGUACAGCUUCAACUGCAUGGACUGGUUCCUGCUGCCGUCAACUACAAACUCUAUGAUUGACGCGUCCAAAGCUGCAAAGGGUCGCUUCAGAGGGGAUCCCUCCUAUGUGUAUGAGCAAACUGAGAAUGGCACUCAAAGAGACGGGAGUGAGGCUGUGCAGGAGCCGAUAGUGCACAAAGUGACUGAGGAAACGCGGCUGGCAGUGACAGUUGAAGCGAUUGAUAAGGAAGUGUCUAUUGUACCACGAGGAGCUUUUAUCAAGAAUCCACACUGCGUUGUCCAGGCCAACCACAGUUUUGGUGGACUGUCUCACUUAGAAACGCGGAAACUCGAAAACUUCCUUCACUUCAGCGAACCGAAAAUUGUGAAGAAGAAAUCACUCCUGGAGAUGGCUCAUUGGAACCCAUCUAUGGACUUCCUGGAUGCACUGAGUGAUGACCUUCCUAAAGGAUCGUGGAGCCUUCAGUUUGAAUGUGCCGGCAGAGUGUGCGUGAUUCGUAGCUUGCUGUGGCUCGGCCUGACCUUCUUCCACUUGCCGAUGACGCCCCUGCACGGAUACGUGUACUUCGGCUUUGGGGACAAGAAUGUCAGCCUUCCUUUUAUGCUGUAAAAAAAGUGGAUGGCGGCACCCUGUACCUAGCUCCAACUACCAGCUGCUCAUGUUGCUUAUGUUCACUCACUUCCAAACCAGAAUAUAUCACAGCCAUAGUCAGUUCUGUUUCCCUCAAGUUACUUUAUACACACCGACAGGAAGGGAAAAUGUGAAAAUUUUUAUUUAUGUUGCCUUCAGCACAUGCAGGUAUCAUUCUGCUUUAAAACUGUAACACUAACCUAGAUUUGAGUUCAAGUUCAAGAGCGAAUAAAUGAAUGUGGGUGGGGCAGAGAAUGACUCAAUAAAAGUGUGAUGAGGCUUUCUAAACAAAACUUGAGUUGGUGUGUGUUAUGUGGCUGAGGAAAACCAUCCCUGUGCAGCAAGCCCACCCACACUCCUCCAGCUGUUGCACCACAGCGUCUUCUCCUUCAGUGUCUCAUGUAAAGGGGUUUAAUGCCGUAACGCACAUUAUCCUUUAGUGCUGGGUCACCGACAUCCAUGCGCUUCUUACACCACUUCAGUCC